AAACAAGAAACCAGUGUCACUUCAUCCCCUUCCUAAUAUCAGCCAACAACAAAAGCAAAACGCUUACUACAGCAGCUUUCUUGAUUUUUUUUGUCUUUUCUUCUUUUCAAUUCUUCGUUUUUCUAGUAUGAAUGUAUAAGUUUUCAGGCAUAAUGUUGGGUUUUUAUCGAGUUUCUAUGAUGCAGAAGCUGUCAAUGUUGCUGUUUUUUGUUCUUUUUUACAGUAUAACGAGUUCUGCAGAUCUGAACUCCGACCGGGAUGCUUUACUGGCGUUACGCGCCGCCGUGGGUGGUCGUACUAUGUUAUGGAAUGUUUCUAAUGCAACCCCAUGUAAUUGGGCUGGUGUUUUAUGUGAGAAUAACCGUGUUACUGUUCUCCGGUUACCGGCGGCGUCACUUUCCGGUGAGAUUCCGGUGAAUACCAUUUCGAAUCUUACUCGAGUUAAGACGCUUAGUCUACGUUUUAACCGGCUUUCGGGUUCUCUUCCUUCUGAUAUUUCUCAACUUGUUGAGCUUCGUAAUCUUUACCUUCAGGAUAACGAAUUUGUUGGUUCUAUACCUUCUUCGUUUUUCACGCUUCAUUUAAUGGUUCGUUUAGAUCUUUCUAAUAACAAUUUUUCUGGAGAAAUACCUUCUGGGUUUAACAAUUUGACUCGUUUGAGGACACUUUUGCUUGAAAACAACCAGUUUUCUGGGUCUAUUCCGGAGUUAAAGCUUUCGAAGCUUGAACAAUUUGAUGUCUCUGGUAAUAGCUUAAAUGGGUCUAUUCCGAAGAGUCUUGAAGGAAUGCCUGCUGGUGCUUUUGGUGGGAAUUCACUUUGUGGGAAGCCGCUUGAGGUUUGUCCUGGGGAAGCGACUCAGCCUGCUAUAGCUACUGGUGGGAUUGAAAUUGGGAAUGCGCAUAAGAAAAAGAAGUUGUCUGGUGGUGCAAUUGCUGGCAUUGUUGUUGGAUCUGUACUGGGAUUCCUUCUUCUGUUGUUGAUUUUGUUUGUAUUGUGUAGAAAGAGGUCUGGUAACAAUGCGAGGUCUGUUGAUGUAGCUACAUAUAAGCAUCCGGAAACAGAACUUUCUGCGGAGAAGUCCAAUGUGGACGCUGAAAAUGGUGGUGGUGGAAAUAAUGGGUAUUCAGUGGCGGCAGCUGCUGCUGCUGCAAUGACGGCUACUGGAAAGGGAGGAGAGAUCGGCGGAAAUGGCAUUAAAAAGCUGAUCUUUUUCGGGUCUGAUAGAUCGUUUGAUUUGGAGGAUUUGUUGAGAGCUUCAGCUGAGGUUUUAGGGAAGGGGACGUUUGGAACAGCUUACAAGGCGGUGUUGGAGAUGGGCACAGUUGUAGCUGUUAAGAGAUUGAAGGAUGUAACUAUAUCUGAUAUGGAGUUCCGGGAGAAAAUCGAUAAAGUUGGACAAAUGAAUCAUGAGAAUUUGGUUCCUCUUAGGGCAUAUUAUUACAGCAGGGAGGAAAAGCUUCUUGUCUAUGACUACAUGCCAAUGGGAAGCUUGUCUGCACUUCUUCAUGGAAAUAAGGGGGCUGGCAAGACUCCACUGGAUUGGCAAGUCAGGUCAGGCAUUGCCCUUGGCACUGCUCGGGGCAUUGAAUACCUGCACUCUCAAGGUUCAAACGUCCAUGGGAACAUUAAAUCAUCCAAUGUUCUUCUCACCAAAUCAUAUGAUGCACGAGUGUCAGAUUUUGGCCUAGCCCAGCUGGUUGGACCUCCAACUUCCCCAACUCGAGUUGCUGGAUAUCGUGCUCCAGAGGUAACCGACCCACGCAGAGUUUCCCAAAAGGCAGAUGUAUAUAGCUUUGGUGUAUUGCUUCUGGAGCUUCUUACUGGGAAGGCACCCACUCAUGCCCUCCUGAAUGAGGAAGGUGUUGACUUGCCAAGAUGGGUGCAGUCCAUCGUUCAAGACCAAUGGACUUCACAAGUUUUUGAUAUCGAGCUCCUCAGGUACCAGAGUGUUGAGGAAGAAAUGGUGCAACUCUUGCAGCUCGCAAUAGAUUGCUCGACUCAAUAUCCCGACCACAGACCUUCUAUGUCUGCUGUCGUUGAGCGAAUUCAAGAGCUCUGUCUCUCAAGCUUGCGGGUUACUCAAGAACAGUCUGACUCUGUCAAUGAAUCUGAUUGAGGUGGUCCUUAGUCCUUUUACAUGUGCAGUACUUGAACUAAAGAAGCACCAUCACCAAUUUACAGAACCCCAUUUAAGCAUAUUAAACUUUAAUGCUUUCUGUUGGUUAGUAGGGCCUAUCUUCUUUCAUUUAAAUUUUAACAAUUUAUGCCCCUUUCUUUUUUUCUCAGUUCUCCAUUGUAGUUGAGCUAGAGCCCUUUUCAUUUUCCUUUGUGUGGGGGGCCAUUCUCUGUACCAUUUGUUCUUGUUGGGUGGAUAAUGGUUGCUGUAAUUAUUACUUUCAGCCUUUA
Messenger RNA from Solanum verrucosum, 2407 nucleotides. Its product is annotated as probable inactive receptor kinase At1g48480. The coding region runs from base 132 to 2117 and encodes 661 amino acids. Gene Ontology annotation, biological process: protein phosphorylation. Gene Ontology annotation, molecular function: protein kinase activity; protein binding; ATP binding. The record is from RefSeq and is a predicted model, not a curated record. The transcript has 2 exons. Lineage: Eukaryota; Viridiplantae; Streptophyta; Magnoliopsida; Solanales; Solanaceae.